This is a messenger RNA of Saccharomycopsis crataegensis, 3252 nucleotides long. It is a transcript of the gene SMC5, whose product is annotated as DNA repair ATPase SMC5. Bases 1 to 3252 code for a protein of 1083 amino acids. The record is from RefSeq and is a predicted model, not a curated record. Lineage: Eukaryota; Fungi; Ascomycota; Saccharomycetes; Ascoideales; Saccharomycopsidaceae. Gene Ontology annotation, molecular function: single-stranded DNA binding; ATP binding; ATP hydrolysis activity. Gene Ontology annotation, cellular component: Smc5-Smc6 complex; nucleus. Gene Ontology annotation, biological process: double-strand break repair via homologous recombination. The transcript has a single exon.
AUGUCUUCUGUUGUCUCUCCGGUAUAUAAUCAUCGUAACGGUUCAUCUAUUGAUGAACUUGAUUCAAGAACAACCAAAAGGAUGAAAACUAGACACGAAAAUGAUGACGAAAUUGAUUUGGACAAAUACAACGAUGGUAAUAUUGUUAAAAUCAAAUUGAAGAAUUUCGUCACUUAUUCUAAAACUGAAUUCAUUCUAUCCCCAACAUUGAAUAUGAUUAUUGGUCCCAAUGGUACUGGUAAAUCCACCUUUGUUUGUGCUAUUUGUCUAGGCUUAGGAGGCAAGCCUGAAUUGUUGGGCAGACAAAAAUAUGCAGUGGAUUUCAUCAAAGAAGGCGAAGACUUCUGCUUCAUUGAAAUUACUUUGAAAUUUGAUCAUCGUGAUAAGAAAACUAUAACCAUCAGAAGAGAGAUGACUAGAAGUCCUAAGGCUAAAUCGAAGGAAAAGUCUGAGUGGUUUGUUGACAAUGCUAAAAAGGAUGAGAGAGUUAUUGCUAAACUCUUGAAGCACCUAAAUCUCCAAUUGAACAACUUAUGUUGUUUCUUACCCCAGGAUAAAGUGUCUUCAUUUGCUGCUUUGAAGCCUGAGGCAUUGUUAAUGGAAACUGAAAGAGCCACCGAUCCUCAUUUAUUGGAGCAACACGAAAAGUUGAUUGAAUUGGAUGCCUCUAGAUAUGAAAUCAAGAAGGAACUUGAAAGAAAUGAAGAGAAUUUGGCCAAUAUUGAAGCCAGCCGUGAAAGAUUGAAAGAAGAGGCGGAAAAGUUUUUGAAGUUCAAGCAAAAGAAAGAUGAAUUAGACCUUCAUGAAAAAUUGCUUCCUUAUGCGAUUGUCAGGGAUCGUAAAAAGAAGGCUGCAAAUUUGAAAGAAAGAAGGGAUGCUUUGCAAGCCAAACACAAAAAAUUUCUCAAAUUUGCCAAUCCUUUGGAUGAGCGGACUUCACAGCUUGAAAAAGAAAUCAAUAAGAAAGGACGAAAAAUUGAGAAUCUCAAAUCCCAUGUUCUGGACGUGAAGAAUGAUCUCAAAGAAAAAACAAAGCUCAAAGCUGAUAUUGAUAGGACAAUUGAAAAGUAUGAAUCAGAAAAAUCAAAAUUGCAAAGCAGAUCUGAGCGUAAAAGAGAAGAAUUAAUGAAAGUUAUUGAAGAAAUUUCUCAAAUAAAAACGGAUUUGCAAAAUAUUCCAGAAGUUGAUGAAGCAGAGUUAAGGUCUGUUCACCAAAAGAGACUCGAAGCCCGUGAAAAGCAAGGUGAAUUGACUCCUGAAAUCAAUGAGUUGAAAGACAUCAUUAGAGAUGCUAAGAGCAAGGCUGAUAGAAUCAACAAUAAAAUCUAUAAUUUGCAAAAACAAAUCAAAUCAAAUGAUAAGAUUGGUGUUCUUGAUAGAAUCAAGUCAAAACAAUUUCGAGACACAAAGUCCGCAGUACUACGGGCUAGACAGAAUCCCCAAUUGGCUCACAAAUUAUUUGAACCGCCAAUUUUGUCUACCAAUAUUACUGAUGAUAGAUAUGUAAAAUAUUUUGAAGCGUUGGUUGAUAACAACACUAAAUUGGCAUUCACUGCUAAAUCCCAAGAGACGAAUGAUCAAGUGAGCAAAAGUAUUUUUGGUGACAUUAAUGUAUCAAUGAGAGUUCCAGGAAAGACUUCAGGUAGAAAUUUCACAGAUGAGCAAAUUAAAAAGAUGGGCUUUGAUGGUUAUUUAAUUGACUUCAUUAAGGGUCCGGAAGAAGUCAUAAAAACUGUUUAUGAAAGUAUGUAUAAUGUUCCUGUUAGGUUGAAUGACAUAUUACCACAGCAAUUGGAAAAUGCACAAAAAGUCGGUAGCAAUGGAAAACCAAUGUUCGGGAUUAUCUGUGCUGGUGAUACAAUUUACAGAAUCACUAGAUCUAGAUAUGGAUCAAAGCAAGCUGUGUGUUCUGCUGAGCAAAUAAGAAUAUUUAAAUCCCCGUUAUUUGGUAGUAAAGAUAUCAAUGAUAAUGCUGAAAAGGAAAUUGAUAAUUUGAAAGCUCAGUUGUUGCGAAUUAACCAAGAAGCUUCUCCGCAAAAUGAAAGACUUUCUGAAUUGAAAUCCCAGCUGGAUCAAUAUAGGGCCGAUUAUGAUCACUGGAAUAAAGAACAUGGUAAAAUCAAUGGGUUGAGAAGUAGCAUUCAUAAUCUCAAAAACAAACUUGAAAGAAAAGAGACUGCUCGUGAUGCUUUGAUUCAGGAAGCUGAAAAAGAUAUGAGUUCCACCAUUGUAAAAGUUGAAAGGAAGAUUACUUCUCUUCUUCAGAAAAGAAUCGAAGCUAUUGAAGAAUUGGCGAUACCAGUGGUGGAGAUUAACAAAUUUUCUUAUGAAUUGACUUCUCUUGAAUUUGAAAAAAUUGAAUUACACAAUAAAAUGGUCUCUAUGGUUAAGAUGGGUGCUGAAUUGGAUGGUUUCAAGGCCAGAUUUAAGGAUGAAGUUGAAAAAGCUACGAAGCAAUAUGAUAUUGCAAGAAAAUCCAAUGAAGUCAAGAAGUUGAAGGCUAUAACAGCAGAAUACUCUGAGGAAUUAAGACUACAGAUUGGUGAAUUGGCGGCUGUUUACCAAGCCGAGGACCAUUUAACAGAGCCAUAUAUUGUUGCUAGGAUUGAAGCAAUAAAGGAUGAAAUCGGGUCGCUUGAAGAUGCUUCUUCUUCCUCUAUUGAUAAAUUACAAACUAUUGAGAGAAAAUUGGAAGAGAUCGCCAAGAUUGUCCCAGAUCUCAAGGCCAAUCUUGCCAUGCAUGAGAAACAAAUUAACGAAAUUAAAGGUCCGUGGGAAGAAAGACUUGAUAACUUGGUACAAAAUAUUUCCAAGAAUUUUUCAAAGAAGUUUGUGGCGGUGGCCAGUGCUGGUGAAGUUAUAUUGAAUAAAGCCGCUACUGGUUUGAAAGAUUGGAAAUUGGAGUUGUUGGUUAAAUUCAGAGAUGAAGGUGAGUUGAGGGUGUUGGAUCCAUUUAUUCAAUCUGGUGGUGAAAGAGCGGUGUCGACUAUUUUCUUCAUGUUGUCUUUACAAGGUUUGACAAGUUCUCCAUUCAGGGUUGUGGAUGAAAUUAAUCAAGGUAUGGAUCCAAAGAAUGAAAGUAUUGUUCAUAAAUAUAUGGUGGAAAGUGCGUGUCAAAGUGAUGAGCAAGGCAAUUACUCGCAAUACUUUUUGAUCACUCCUAAAUUGUUGACCAAUUUAUUCUACCAUGAGAAGAUGGCUGUUCAUUGUAUAAUGGCGAAUCACAAAGUUUCCGAUGAUUUUUGGAGAUAG